Molecule: messenger RNA, 1029 nt
Organism: Eucalyptus grandis
Lineage: Eukaryota; Viridiplantae; Streptophyta; Magnoliopsida; Myrtales; Myrtaceae
Product: ATP synthase subunit b', chloroplastic
Exons: 1
Coding region: 135-818 (227 amino acids)
Biological process (GO): proton motive force-driven ATP synthesis
Molecular function (GO): proton transmembrane transporter activity
Source: RefSeq, a predicted model, not a curated record
GCUCCAGAAAUCUGCAUCCUCUUAUCAUCUCUUCCUUUCUUUCUCUCACUCCAAAACGCAGUCAGCAAAGAUCCGUCGCUAGAGAGAGAAAGUCUCGCCGUCGCGCCGCCGCCGUCCUCGCCGGAAUCGCAGCCAUGGCCAAGAUGAUCGUGGCCUCCUCCUCCUCCUGCAAGACCCAGAUCCCACCUCCGCUCUCCGCCCCAAAGCCCAAGCAGCAGCAACCCAAUUCGCUCCCCCAGCCCACCCUCUCCCUCCCCAAGCUCAGGCUCCCGAAGCCCCUCGCCGCCCUCUCCCCGAAGUCCCUCCCCCUCCUCGCCGCCGCCGCCGCCGCGUCGUCCGCCGCCCUCCUGGCCCAGCCCCUGCCGGCGCUGGCGGUGGAGAUCGAGAAGGCGGCGCUGUUCGACUUCAACCUGACGCUGCCCAUCAUCGCGGGGGAGUUCCUGCUGCUGAUGUUCGCGCUGGACAAGGUCUACUUCUCCCCGCUGGGGAACUUCAUGGACCAGCGGGACGCGGAGAUCAAGGAGAAGCUGAGCGGCGUGAAGGACACGUCGCAGGAGGUGAAGCAGCUGGAGGAGCAGGCGGCGGCGGUGAUGCGGGCGGCGCGGGCGGAGAUAUCGGCGGCGCUGAGCAAGAUGAAGAAGGAGACGCAGGCGGAGGUGGAGCAGAAGCUGCUGGAGGGGCGGCGCAAGGUGGAGGCGGAGCUGCAGGAGGCGCUGGCCAUCCUGGAGAGCCAGAAGGAGGAGACCCUCAAGGCCCUCGACUCCCAGAUCGCCGUCCUCAGCCAGGACAUCGUCAACAAGGUCCUCCCCGUCAAAUGAUUUUUUUAACUCUCUAGUUAAGAUCGAUCGAUGCCGAGGUUCUUCCGCUGUAUGAUCUUUGAAAGAGGGAAGAAGGAAUAGGCUUUUGGGAAUUGGGAAUUGGGAUUGGAUUUGGAUGCAAGAGAAUGUCUAGAAUUCUUGAAAUUUUCUCUCGUAUAUCUCUGUGUAAAGAUACUUUGCAAGUGAUAAUGUGAACUGGUUAGUGUAUGCA